This is a messenger RNA of Symbiodinium necroappetens, 1071 nucleotides long. The record is from the annotation of a GenBank genome assembly. NCBI's taxonomy places the organism in Eukaryota, Dinophyceae, Suessiales, Symbiodiniaceae.
AUGAAUGGUUUCUGGCGAGCUGCAUGUAGCUGUACAGAGUCGCAGUCCGAUGCGCUGCCCCUGCUGGAAGAAGUUCAGUCGCUCAAGCUCGACCACGAAAGCACAGAUAAAGUGUUUGCAGUAUGCGACGCCGAUGGGAUGGAAAUCGGAUCCGUGAAGGACAGACCCGUUGGCCGUCUGCAUACAUUUGAAUGCAUGUCGUCAUCGCAGCCAGAAGAGCUUCCUCUUGACGACUUGCCGCGGCCGAGUGUUUCUCUUGAGCCCAGUCCACGCUCAAAUCCUCCAGAGGAGGAGGAGCAGAAGGAGAGUAUCAUGAGCGAUGAGUCAGAUGACGACGCCGUGGAGGCAGAAGAGAAGGAGCCUCUCGAAGAGAUGCGCGGAUGGUUAAUGUGUUACGGUGAACCCAGCGGGGGUAAUCGCCUGCAGGUCGCGCGCCUGGCGAAAGCAUCAGCUGGCACGCCGGUAGCAGGACUCUUCUGGAAAAAGCGCUACAUCCAACUGGUGGAUGCCCAGCUACUAUGCUGGGCGACAGCGCCACAGCAUCGAGGCUCACGGGUAGCCCCAGUGGCCGUCCUGCUCCUGGCGCAGCUCGAGGAAGUUGCAGUGACAGGCAAGACGCUGACGCUCCACAUGAGGAACCAAAAAGGCUGCCUGCAAGCACGCGCCGACAGCGAUGAAAGUGCCAACACUUGGGCCCGAGCGGUAAAAGCUCAUGCAGGCCGUGCUAUCAGCAAAAGCUUGCCUCCCGGCUGGGAUGUGGAGGCCAUGCUCAGCCGCGGCAUGGGCGGUUCGGCGGCGAAGAUGGUCAACAAGGAGACCCUGGACUCCAGCUGCAACGAUGCCUUCCAAAAGUUGUUGGACCACUGCUUCGUUUGCAAGACCACCAAAGACCGUCGCGGGAACCCCGUGCCAAUGCGGCUGGAAAUUGCAGAGGCAGUUCGUGUUCAGAAUGGCGCUGCCUGGUUGGAGUACGACAAGGCGAGGCGCCGAAUCUGCGACAAGGUGUUUUCAGCGUACCAGUGGGACAAGCAGCACUCCGACUCCGAAUCCUGCAGCUCCUCCAUGACUGCC